This is a messenger RNA of Linnemannia hyalina, 1185 nucleotides long. NCBI's taxonomy places the organism in Eukaryota, Fungi, Mortierellomycota, Mortierellomycetes, Mortierellales, Mortierellaceae. The record is from the annotation of a GenBank genome assembly.
AUGCCCCUGCGAAAACCAACACAACCUCGAUCGUCGGGACAACAUCCCCAGCGGAACAAGCUUGAGCCCGCUCCCCCUGCAAAUGCGACACACACCUUCUUCCUGGUGGCGACAGUAGCAACAACCAUCGCAGCACUGUGGCAAUCCCUCUGUCCGUUCCUGAUCCGUCAAUCCCAACGACAACUCCUCCCACGAAUCAUCAACCACCCCAUCACCCAAUCCACCACAAUCGCCAUAUCCGUCAUCCUGACAGUUCUCAACUUUUUCAGCUGGAUCGUCCUUGCUUCCAACAAGUCAGGAGGCGCCAAAAUUAACUGUAAAGAGUCGCCCUACCCAGUAAGCCAGAGUGGUGGAUAUACGGCACAAUGUCGUGGUGUCAAUACGGCGAUUGUCCUGGACGUGGUUGUCUUUUUGUUGUGGAUCCCGAUUGCAGCGGUGAUUGUCUGUGGAACGAUCGAGAGGGGCCUUUGGUGGUGGGGCGAGGAUGAUGGGUGGGCACAGCAGCCACAGCAGGGAAGUCUCGUGAAGGGUGGUGUGAACAUGAUGUCGGAGGAAGAGUUUGACCUAAAGAUUGGACUCGGUAACGGCAACAAGGCUCGCGGUGGUAAUAGGUCCCACAGUCGGUUGUCGUACUAUGCGGAUGAGGAGGAGGAAGCCAUGGAGUCUCGGCCGGCGUUUGUCACUCCGAUUGCGUCACAAUUCAGGGCUUCUAUGGACGAUGAAGCAGGAGUUCAGGAUGACCUUGGUCAAGCGUCGCCUUCCAGUUACCGACAGCAUCAUCAACGCCGCCAACAGCAACAACAGCAGCAUCAGGUAUCCCCACAACAGGAUCAGGAACAAGUGGUGGUGAUACCACGAGGAAAUUCAGCAGCAGGAGCUGGAGGAAGUGGUCUUGUCCGCAAGAGUUCGACAAACUCUGUCGCACCCUCUAUCUCGGCACGUCUGUCAACCUUCUUUGGUCAGGGCUGGAACAACGGACCUAUGCCUCCACCUACAGCGCCCGUGGCUCCUGCACCGGCAUCUCCCGUUCCUGCUCACCAUCGUCCUGUUCGCAUCAAGAUGACGAAGCCUGAGGGAGAGGAGGAGGAAGAGGAUAAUGGUGGCAAUGGUGGGGAUAAGGCGUCGUUGCACGGCGACUCGUAUACGACUCAAUGGCACAACCGCCGCUACGACGAGUGGUCUUGA